GAGUCAGAGGAUUUAAUUCCAGAAUGUGGCAUUUAUUAAUGGUGUUCGUGAUGCUGCCCUACUCAAGCUGGGCAUUGAUCUGUACACGUCAUCCGGCCAAUACACAUACGCCCAAAUCCCCGGUGGACGAGAACUAUGUGAUAAGCAUAACGGGCAACCCGGAAACCUAUAUACUCGGACAGGAGUACAACGUUUCGCUGAAUGCAUUCAAUGGGCAUCGCUUCAUUAGCUAUAUACUGGCGCUGGAGAAUGAGAACGGCGACUUCAGCUAUAUAAACGAUCUGGGUCGCUUCGAGCUAAGCAAUUUGAUUGAGACACGUUUCAAUCCCAACUGUAUUAACAUGGUGGAGAACACGAACACCAAUCCCAAGACCCACAUGCAUUUGACGUGGAUAGCGCCCAGUGAGCCGGGCAACGGCUGCAUAUUGAUACGUGCCACAGUGUUGCAGCAUCGAGACGUCUGGCACAUGGACGAUGGCGGAUUGACACGUCGCAUAUGCGAGGAGGUUGUCGAUGAUGUCGAGAGUCAACCUACAGGCAUUACUCUAAGCAAUCCAUGCUGCGCCUGCGACGAGGCGAGAUAUGAGCUGACAUUCGAAGGCGUCUGGUCACGUAAUUUACAUCCGCGUAAUUUUCCAGCCCGUGGUUGGGAGACGCGCUUCUGUGAGCUGGUGGGCGCCGCACACAGCGCCGACUAUCGCUUUUGGGAGUCCGGUGAAUUAGCCAGCGAAGGACUCAAGCAAUAUGCUGAGCACUGCACUUCUCGCCUGCUCGAGCGUGAGUUUAGCAUCAACUUUCGAGAUCAAAAGGUACGCACCAUAAUUAAAGCGCGUGGGCCCGCCUUUCCCAAUCUAAAUAGCAAAUCAAUGGCAUCGGUACGUGUAGAUCCAGUGCAUCAUAUGGUAUCGUUUGCAUCCAAAAUUGAGCCCUCGCCAGAUUGGAUAGUGGGCGUAAGUGGGCUAGAAUUAUGUCUACGCAACUGCACUUGGAUGGAGGCAAAGGUUAUCAAUUUAUAUCCCUGGGACGUGGGCACCGAUGCGGGACCCACUUAUACGUCACCCGAUCAGCCACAAGUACCGCCAGAUGUUAUUAGACGAAUACGCUCCGACUUUCCGAAUGAUCCGCGUUCACCUUUCUAUGAUGAGUCGGGUGCACCAAUGAAGCCCAUGGCCAUAUUAACAGUGAGACGUCAACGCAUCUACGAGCGUCGCUGUGCGGAUGAAGAUUCUAACAAUGAUGCCGAUGUGCCGCGUGAAUGUCUAACGCAUCCAUGGUCCAGUUGGAGCGAUUGCUCUACCAAAUGCGGCGAAGGCAUGCAGUAUAGAAGACGAGUCUACAAGCAGCCAGAGCUGGCCAGGAUUUACAAUUGUAAUGUGCCGCAAUACGAGGAACGCGCAUGCGACGGCCAGGACUGCGGUUUAAGCGGCGAUCCGAUGCGGCAUGUCGAAGAUCAUGAUGAAUUUAACAUGGGUCUACAGCACCAGCAACAGGAUGCAUAUCAGAGACGUGCCGAAUGCCAACUGUCUGGUUGGAGUGGAUGGAGCUCGUGUAGCGUUACCUGCGGAGAAGGCUAUCAGAUGCGUCAACGGCAAUAUCUAAAUCCAAGCGCUGAGCUCAAAUGCCAGAGCGUACGCCGGCUAGAGCUGCAGGAGAUGCGUCCAUGUGCGGGCAGAGCUUGCCUGGGUAACUUAAAUGGAGGAGACAUUGAAGCGCCGUAUGACGAACGAGAGCCACAGCCUGAGCAGGAACUAGAGCGGGAGAAUGAGCAAGAUCCGGAAGCUUUUGACAACAAUAAUUUUAAUAGAGAUUACGAUGCGGGAGAAACGGAUGAGGGUCGUAGACUUGACGGGUUUGAUGUAGGCAACUUGAAGGGCAGCGAGGGCAAAAUAAACUAUGGGCAAGCGCCCCGACUGGAAGAUGUGGAGCGAGCGCCGUGGAACCGCAGACGCCCCAGCGACAACAUUGGAGAGUAUGAGCACCGAACACGUUAUGGCAAUAAAGAGAUGAGUGAAACUCAAGUCGCUGUAGAGCAGGAGGAAGAUGAUCAACAGCGCAGGGGAUGGAACAGAAUGAACAGCAAUAAAUACAACAGAAACUUUAAUCACGAAAAUAUUGAAGACGAGACAGAUGACGAUGCGAACCUGGCCAAGCGCUGCUUUCAAAUGUUGCGAACCAAUCAGCCGCGCUGUAGAAAUCAGACUGUUGUCGGGCACUUUUGGUUCUACAAUUUUUGUGUGGAUGAGUGCAUGUUAUUCGCGGCGGAUCCUUGCGAUCGCAAUGUGAACAAGUUCAGCAGGUGGGAGGAGUGUGAAGAGUGUCGUCGUUCCGAAUUUCAACAGCUGCAAGAGCAGCGGUCCAUCUCACAUGAAUGCGAAAUGAUUUUAGCGUCGCAGAGGGCGCAGCAAAGAAAUCGCGAGGAACAGCGCAACAGUUACUCUAGCAGCAGAAGACGAAAUAAUGGAAACCGGCAAUGGGGUUAAGAGUGAGAUUGUAGCCUAAGAUAC
Drosophila hydei is the source of this 2504-nucleotide messenger RNA. RefSeq names its product spondin-1. Gene Ontology annotation, biological process: cell adhesion. NCBI's taxonomy places the organism in Eukaryota, Metazoa, Arthropoda, Insecta, Diptera, Drosophilidae. The record is from RefSeq and is a predicted model, not a curated record. The transcript has 6 exons. Bases 24 to 2480 code for a protein of 818 amino acids. Gene Ontology annotation, molecular function: serine-type endopeptidase inhibitor activity. Gene Ontology annotation, cellular component: extracellular matrix.